This is a messenger RNA of Bacillus rossius redtenbacheri, 4047 nucleotides long. It is a transcript of the gene Wdr33, whose product is annotated as pre-mRNA 3' end processing protein WDR33. The record is from RefSeq and is a predicted model, not a curated record. The transcript has 11 exons. Gene Ontology annotation, cellular component: mRNA cleavage and polyadenylation specificity factor complex. Lineage: Eukaryota; Metazoa; Arthropoda; Insecta; Phasmatodea; Bacillidae. Gene Ontology annotation, molecular function: protein binding. The coding region runs from base 301 to 3720 and encodes 1139 amino acids.
CGUUUAAAAUGGCCGAAGGAAUUGUGCUUGUGUGGAAAGAUGUGGUUGUCAUAGCGAGCUAUAUGAAUUGAUUAAAUAAAUAUUCUUGCUUUUAUGUGAACAUGAUUUUAACACUGUUAGUUUUUGUUAAUCUGAAGUAGGGAACAUGGUUACAAAACGGAAGUGUGUAGUGUUUUUUAAUAAAAUUUACAAUUUGUUCGAACAACGCAAGCUAUUUGAAAUUUGAUCGUUUUGUUGUAUCGCCGGGUAGCUGUAAACAGCUCAUAUGUGUAUUUUAUAAAAUGCAUUUAAUAUAGCAUAAUGUUGCAAGUUUCACCAUUUUCUCAACCACCUCCUCAAAUAGGCUUGGGCCUUCCAAAUCUUUCGGUUCCACCACCGCAUCAUUUUCCAAAUCGUUUCCACAAUGAUCGGGGCGGACACAGGGGGCAUUUCUUUCAGCCGUUCAGGCCGUACCCCCGGCCGGGCCCCGGAGGCGCGGCGACUGAUGCCGAGUUCGAUGGCAAAAGAUUGCGAAAAUCUGUUAUGCGAAAAACUGUUGACUACAACUCGUCUGUUAUCAAAAUGUUGGAGGGGCGCGUGUGGCAGCGCGACCACCGCGACAGGCGCGCGCUGCAGCCGGACGUGCUCUACUACCCCGACCUGCAGCCCCCGCACAGCUACGCGGACAACCCCAUCAACGCGGUGACGACGCGCUUCGUCAAGACGGCCACCAACAAGAUGCGCUGCCCCAUCUUCUGCAUGGCGUGGACGCCCGAGGGCCGGCGCCUGGUGACGGGGGCCUCCAGCGGGGAGUUCACGCUCUGGAACGGCCUCACCUUCAACUUCGAGACCAUCCUGCAGGCACACGACAGUCCCGUGCGCACCAUGGUGUGGUCCCACAACGACGUGUGGAUGGUGACGGGCGACCACGCCGGCUACGUCAAGUACUGGCAGAGCAACAUGAACAACGUGAAGAUGUUCCAGGCCCACAAGGAGGCGCUGCGCGGGCUCAGCUUCAGCUCGACGGACCACAAGUUCGUGACGUGCUCCGACGACGGGACGCUGCGCAUCUGGGACUUCAUGCGCUGCCACGAGGAGAGGAUCCUCCGAGGGCACGGCGCGGACGUCAAGUGCGUGGACUGGCACCCGCAGAAGGGCCUCAUCGUGUCGGGCAGCAAGGACAACCAGCAGCCCGUCAAGCUGUGGGACCCCAAGACAGGACAGUCCCUCGCCACCCUGCACGCGCACAAGAGCACGGUGAUGGACAUCAAGUGGAACCGGAACGGCAACUGGCUAGUCACGGCCUCGCGUGACCACCUGCUGAAGUUGUUCGACGUGCGCAACCUGUCGCAGGAGGUACAGACGUUCCGAGGCCACAAGAAGGAGGCGAGCAGUGUGUCGUGGCACCCCUGCCACGAGGGGCUGUUCGCCAGCGGCGGCUCUGAUGGUGCAAUCCUCUUCUGGCACGUGGGGGCAGACAAGGAGGUGGGCGGCAUCGAGCAGGCCCACGACAGCAUCGUGUGGACGCUGGCCUGGCACCCCAUGGGCCACAUCCUCUGCUCCGGCUCCAACGACCACAGCAGCAAGUUCUGGACGCGCAACCGCCCGGGCGACUCCAUGACGGACAAGUACAACCUCAACACCACGCCCGCUGGCCUGCCGGGCAUCGACGAGCUGGACAUGGACGAGCCGGCGGUGAUCCCCGGCAUGGGGCCCGAGGACAAGGUGGACGUGGAGGCGGGGCCCGAGGUCGCCUCCAUCCCGGGGCUGGACAUGGCCGAGGCCCAGGACGACAAGACCAAGGCGUCUCAGAAGAAGGUGCCGUACUCGAAGCCCAUCCCUCGCAACUUCCAGGCGCAGUGGAACGAGACGGGCCACUCCAUGAUCGACGAGUCACGAGACGACGACGAGGCAGGCCGCAAGGACUCCCUGUCAGAGGCCAUCUCCCAGCUGAUGGAGACGAACCCCCCGCCCGGAGUGGUGCCCGUGGCGGAGCUGCAGCCCCAGGCCAUCAUCAUCUACGGCAAGCUGCUGCAAGUCGAGGGCAACCCGCUGCUGCAGAAGGCGAUCGCGGGCGGGGCAGAGGCCCUCAGCAAGCUGAUCCACUCGGGCCAGCUGGAGGAGCUGACGGACGUGCUGCCCCAGGACGAGCUGCGCUCCGAGGGCGACGAGCCGGGCCAGGGCCCCACCAGGGAGGACCUGGACAUGAGGGGCCCUCCCCCGCUCUACCCGCCGCCCCUGCCCGACCAGGACAUGCGCUUCGCCCCGGGCGACGUGGACUUGCGCCGCCUGCCCCUGGACGAGGACUUGCGGGGCCCGCCCCCGGGACACGCCCACUUCUUCGCGGACGAGGACAUGCGGGUGCCGGGCAGCGAUGUGGACCUGAGGCGUGGCCCCGUGGCGCUGGGGCCCGUGCACCUGGACUCGCCUCCGCCUCGCAGGGACUCGCCGGCCCACGGGGACGCCGGCGACGCUCCGGGCGGGGCGAGGAAGGUGUUGCUGACCACGCCCCAGUUCAGGCCCGGGGCCCCCGAGCAGCCGCCCUGGAUGGGCAGCCCCCACGAGGCCGGCCCGGAGUACGACCACUCCGCCGCACGAGGUCGCGGCACCUUCCCCCACCGAGACUUUGGCAGAGGGGGCCGCGGUUCGGGCGUCAUGAACAUGAGGCCACCGUUCGGCCCGGACGUGCCCGGCCCCUUCGGCCGUGGGAGGGGAAUGGGCCCCCCGCCACCCUUCGCCCCGAACGCCAACUUCCAGGGCGCUCGCUUCCCGCCGGGGGAUGUGAACGCCCCGGGAGGCAUGUUCCAGGAGGAGAACAUGCACGCAGAUGGCUACGGCCAGUUCGCGAGCAGGACGGGCGACGCUGACGAGCGUGAGGUAGGCAACGUGUACGGAGACAACUUCGGGCCCGGGCGGCCCGUGGAAGGCACACCCGAGGGUAUGGAGUACGGCCCGGGAGAGAACGUGCCGCCCGCCGGGACGGGGUUCGGGCCUCCCAGACAGCAGAUGGGUGAAAUGCGCGGUGCCUACGGUCGUGGCGGCAGGGUGCACAUGGUGGGAGCUCCGCGGGGACACGGUGGCUUCUACCCUCCCGGGAGGCACGGCGCGGGGGAGGGCGACGGAGGCAACUCGGCAGGCCCCGACCGGCAGCCGGACCCUGGCUUCGACGCCAGGUUCGGACGCGGGGGCAUGAUGUCCGCGGACCGCGCGAGGGGGCGAGGCGGCUUCCACCAGCCCGCGAGGCAGCGGCCGGGCGACGGCGAGGAGAACCACAGGACGGACAGCACGCAGGACCUCAGGUUCGGCCCCGCCGGGAGAGCGGGAGGCGGCAUGCGCGGCCGAGGGGCGUACCAUGCGCCCUUCAGGCACGGCCGAGCGGAGGAGGAGCUGGCGUUCUCGGAGCCGGACGACGACGACAUGGAGGAGGACCCGCUGGAGCUCGCGCAGCGCAUCGACAAGGACCUGCGCGACGACGAGGACGGCGAGCGCGCGGAGUACGGCUCAGAGGGGAGGCAGUUCGCGCAGCAGCGGCGCGGCUACGACGAGGGCGGCGAGAGCGACGGCGAGGGUGGCAAGGGGGAGGGCUGGGCGGCCCCGCCCAUCAGGCGCGUGGGUCAGGAGGACUGGGCUCCGGCGCGCGGGAGCCGUGGCGUGCAGAGGGGGUUCCGUCGGCCGCGCGGGGCUGCUCGCGGCAGGUUCAGAGGCGGGCGGCCACGCCGCGCGGGCGCCCCGAGCUUCUGAUGUCGUCCACGGUCCAUGGAAUAUAACUUUAAAUUGUAUGAGUGUGCAAACAGACUGCAGUCAUUUCUGUGUACUUGACUUUCUCAGUUUUUAUCACAGUAAUAGUGGCAAAACUACGCAUUGGAGGUAUGCUACAAGAACUGAUGCAUUUUCUUGAAGUAAUCUAAAAACAUGGAUAUUUAAUGUUUGGUCGUACUGUGUGGUGGGUGUUGUCGGUUUUGAUGUGAUGUCAUGCAAAAUUAUAAACAACACAUUUCCUUUGGGUUUCUGGCUUCCAUAAUAAUAAAAGGUGUUUAAUUAUUAUUUAAUAAAAAUAUUAUGAUUGAA